Molecule: messenger RNA, 2134 nt
Organism: Vicia villosa (hairy vetch)
Lineage: Eukaryota; Viridiplantae; Streptophyta; Magnoliopsida; Fabales; Fabaceae
Exons: 8
Coding region: 859-2079 (406 amino acids)
Source: RefSeq, a predicted model, not a curated record
AACUAAUUGUUAAACCACUAAGCCAAUAGUAUCAAUUCCUUGCAACGUCUACAAUAUCAGCUCCUUCAAACAAAAUUGGAAAACCUAAAAAGCAACCUCGCCGCAACCCUUGCCGUAGCCCGAUUUCUGUUGCCGCAACCCUAGCCGUAGCCCGAUUUCUGUUGCCGCAACCUCGCCGGAGCACGAUUUCGCGAACCCUAGCACCGUCGUCUUCUUCAUCUUCACACUUCAACUCAGGAACUUUUGGGAAGACACGUUCACUAACCUUUGCAUCAAAUUUGGUUGAAGUUGUUCAUACUGGUGCGGCGUUGCAUUGCUGGUCAUCUCCCUCCAAUAUCGGGCGCAUUCUUACUGUUGUUGGGCGCAUUCUUACUGCCUAUUUGGUGCAGUGGCUAUUUGUGAGACACUGAGAAAGCUAAAGAAGUUGAUAAUGUAGAGACUAGUGCAAAUAAUAUGAUUUUGAAGAAUUAAUGUGUUUGAAUAAGAAUCACACACAUAUGGGUUGUAUUUCAUCUUAAUUGGAUCUAGAACCCCUAUUAAUGGAUUCUAAUUGCAUCCAAUGUAGCUAGAUACAUAAUUUGGUACUCUAGUUCCUUCUAUCCUUAUCUACCGGCCUGCACUCAGUAUAAUGUAAAACAUCAGCUGCCGGUAGUCCUAACCGGAAUGACCUGAAUUCAAGAUUAAGUAAGCAUACAAGUUUGGUCACAAGUUUUGAGAGUAUCUCCAUAACAAAAUCAAUCUAAACAGAACAUUGAAAUUAGAAGUAUAAGUUUGGUCACAAGUUUUAUAAUUUUUUGUAUGUUGCUGCCUACAUCUGUUUGUGCAUUUAAGAUUUUGUUUCUAUACUGUAAAUGAAGUAUGAUAGUUAUUUGUAUAGAUGCUUUAAUAUUAAGUGAUCUUGUUUCACGGCCUAAACCCACCCAAUCUCACACUCAACCUUCUCAACCUCUACCUAAUCAACCUCAAUCUCGACCUAUCCCUUCUCAACCUCAUCCUAGUCAACCUCAAUCUCGACCUAUCCCUUCUCAACCUCAUCCUAGUCAAACUCAAUCUCGACCUAUCCCUUCUCAACCACAUCCUAGUCAAACUCAAUCUCGACCUAUCCCUUCUCAACCACAUCCUAGUCAAACUCAAUCUCGACCUAUCCCUUCUCAACCACAUCCUAGUCAAACUCAAUCUCGACCUAUCCCUUCUCAACCACAUCCUAGUCAAACUCAAUCUCGACCUAUCCCUUCUCAACCACAUCCUAGUCAAACUCAAUCUCGACCUAUCCCUUCUCAACCUCAACCUCAACCUCAUUCUCAACAUCCAUCUCGACCGAUCCCUUCUCAAAUUAUGGUCAUUGAAGCCCCAUCUUCAUCUAGCCAUGUUAGUGGAGACACCGUUGGAACUAAAAUCCCAAUACUUCCGGAAGGUGAUGGGUUUGAUCAUCAUAAAUUGGUAGUUGCAGAAAUUUCCCACAUCAUACGCACUCAUUUGAGUGAGGGAAAACCAUCAUGGAAGAAAUUAUCAUCUAAUCAAAGAGAUUCUUUCUUUGACUUAUUUCAGAAAAAGUUUUCAUGGCCACCGGAACACAAGGUUACGGUGCGACGUAACUUUGAAAGAAGAGGUGCAGCAAAGAUGUCUCAGCUACUACAAGAUGUUCGCAAAGACUUGGAGUAUAGACCGGGUUGGAUGGGAGCUGAUGUGUGGCAGCAAUUAUUGGAACAUUGGAAUUCGUUAAAGUUUAAAAAAACAUCUGAGACGAAUAAAAGAAACCGGUCUUCUAUGGAUGGCGCAUCUCUUCACACCGGAGGGUCUAUUCCUCAUCGUUUGCAUUGGAAAAGAAUGAGGAAGGAAAAGGGUGCAGAUCCAUCAUUGACCGAGUUCUAUUUUCGCACACAUCGGAAAAAGGAUCAAAGUUGGGUUGGAGUUCAUGCUGAAUCUGCAUAUGAUAAAUUUGAACAGAAAAAGUUGGAGAUUUCUUCUCAGAAUCCAACUAUUCCAGGAGAGGACGAAGCUGAUAGUCAACCAACUAAUGAAAUGCCACCUGAUUUGGAUAUACGUGUAUUUCUAGUAGUGAUACAGAUUCACCUAUAAAUAAAUAUUCUAUUUUGUAUUUGAUGAACAAAAUAAAUAUUAUAUUAUUAUUUUA